Messenger RNA from Haliotis rubra (blacklip abalone), 431 nucleotides. RefSeq lists its product as uncharacterized. Bases 9 to 431 code for a protein of 140 amino acids. The transcript has 4 exons. The record is from RefSeq and is a predicted model, not a curated record. Gene Ontology annotation, molecular function: calcium ion binding. NCBI's taxonomy places the organism in Eukaryota, Metazoa, Mollusca, Gastropoda, Lepetellida, Haliotidae.
UGAUCAGGAUGCGUCUGUUCCUUGUCCUACUGCUUGUGGCUGUGGUGCUGAUGUCGGAAUCGGACGCCUGGAGAAGAUUCAGGAUCAGGGUCCGCGGCAGGAGAAUACUUCGAGCCGCUGGACGGGCGUACAGGAUUUACAGGAGAUACAAACACAUCAUCAACCCAGCCGUCGGAGCCUUGGGUGGCAAGAGAAGUAUUGACGACCUUGAUAAGAACAAGGAUGGCAAUAUUGACCAAUCUGAAGCCGAGGAACUGAUGGAAAGACGGGCAGCCGAGGAUCUACUUUCAUUUGCCGAUGAAAACGAUGAUUCAAACGUGAGUUUGGAGGAGUUCUCGAGGAGCAUCCAUGACUUCAUGACCAUAGAUUCAGACCGAGAUUUGCGAAAUGUACUCGAGGAGGAGUUUGCUGAUGCUUUCGACUCAGAAUAA